AUGGGGGUAGUGGUACGGAAUCUCCAAAAGGUGGUGCCUCUUCGCCGCGCUCGGCUCCGCAAGGAUGUAAACACGCUCAGGCACAUUUUGGGCAUCCAGAAGUUCGAUUUGGGCGUCAUUUGUGUGGAUAACCGCAGAAUGCAGCACAUUAAUAAUAUUUACAGGAAGAAAGACGAGCCCACUGAUGUCCUGUCGUUUCCAUUCCAUGAGGGCCUACGACCCGGUAAGAUGCCGUGUCCACUCCAUAGAGACGAACUGAACCUCGGGGACAUCUUCCUUGGCGUGGAGUAUGUGAUGAAACAGUGUCAGGAAGAGUCCAUCGAUCUGCACGCUGCCCUCACUGUAGUGGCAACCCACGGUAUCUGCCACCUGCUCGGCUACAGACAUGAAACGGAGGAAGAAUGGAGCGAGAUGCUGCAGAAAGAAAGCUACAUUCUAAGGGAGUAUACCAGACUGACAGGCCAACAUUUGCUUCCAAUGAUGAAGCCAUGCCAUCAGGACACGUGA
Nerophis lumbriciformis (worm pipefish) is the source of this 507-nucleotide messenger RNA. Lineage: Eukaryota; Metazoa; Chordata; Actinopteri; Syngnathiformes; Syngnathidae. The record is from RefSeq and is a predicted model, not a curated record.